Molecule: messenger RNA, 2072 nt
Organism: Pecten maximus
Lineage: Eukaryota; Metazoa; Mollusca; Bivalvia; Pectinida; Pectinidae
Exons: 10
Coding region: 109-2028 (639 amino acids)
Source: RefSeq, a predicted model, not a curated record
AUACUACAUUGACGUAAGUUCAAACAAGGUGAUUUUUCUGUGACAAAAUAAUACGGAACAGGGUAAUCAAAUACACACUAAAAGGAACGGAGUUUUUUUUCAGUUAAAAUGAAGGGGUUUCCGUGUUUGGUGUUGACAGUUUAUAUUUUAACUACCCAGGCUUCUGAAGAGGAUGAGAAUCUACGAUCAGAGCGGGUCAGAUCAAAAUCUAGGCGAUUCAAUGAUAGAGGUAUGCCGUUCGGAGGAAGUUCAGGGGGAAGUGGAGGAGGUUCCGAAAGUCCCUUUCAUGGCGGCGGAGGUAUGGGCGGGAUGUCGUCCGGAGGAGCGAUGAUGAAUGUCGGGCCUUUUGGUGGGGGACCUAUGGGUAUGGGGUCAUCCCAUAGUGGAGCCUUGUCGGGGCCAAUGAGGGGACCAAAAGCGCCCGGAAAUCCGGCGUUGGGAGGGCCCUCGUCAACAGGACAUGGGAUGUUCAACGCCGAAGGUUCUAACUGUAUACGUCAUCGAAUUAUGUGUCCCGAAUGGUGUCGCAUCGUGGAUGAAAAUGGAUGUCAUUCAUGUCCUUGUGGGCCAGGUGGCGGUAUGAUAGGCGGCGGGGAUAUGUCCGGAAUGAUGUCGGCAUUCGGUUCGAUUUCUCCUUUCCACAAUUCGUUCACUUCCGGUCAAACUCAGAAAUAUUGUACAGCCACGAAGUUGUGUAUAUCCAUGUGCGCCGGAUCCUACAGUCUGGGAUCUAAAGGACCCGAUGGCUGCCAGUCCUGUACUUGUGAAAAUAAGAAUCCGUCUUCCGGGGGAUCAUCUGGACAUACAGGGGGAUUUUCAUCGUCAUUUUCCGGAAGUUAUUAUGGAGGCGGAAGUGGUGGUGGAUACGGAACCAACACAGGAGGAAGUUCCGGUACAGGGUCGUACACCACAACUGUUACAGGAGUGUCAAAUGCAUUGUUUAAACCGAUCACAUCAACAGGUCAGCAGCAUCAACAACAUUUGGUAGCUACACAACAAGUCAUAUCGGAAGUGGUCUGUUCGGCGUACUUGACCUGCUCCUCCACGUGCUCCGUAGGUUACACUUGCGGAAGUGAUGGGUGUCCCACGUGUGAAUGUAUUCAUCCAUCCGUGGUUGGUAUAGCGACGCAGCAGGUGACCAUACAGCGCCCCCUAUACUGCGCGACCUCGUUUUCAUGUCAGCGCCACUGUGAGACUGGCUAUCAGUGCGGACAAGAUGGUUGUCCGACGUGUCAAUGUCUACAACCUGUACAGCAAAUUAUUCAAGUCGAACCAGCACCGGAAGUAGCACAUCACGAGACAAUUAUCGUUACCGGAAAUAUCGGGACUGAAUGUCACGAGUGUGCUCCUCAACCCCAGCCCGUUUAUAUAACAGAGCCUUCAACAGAGUGUCAAUACAACUGUGACGAGCUUCCUCAUUACGUCAUCGAGAGACCGAAGCCACAACAACAAUACCAGACAGUUGUUGUACAACAACCGGAAGUAUGUCACAAUUGCGGGACUGGGCAGCCGCAGUACGUUCCUUUACCUCAAUAUGUUCAUCCCAGACCUGAAACACAACAGAUAAUUACUCAGACACACGAAGUUUGUCAUGAAUGCGAAACCACUCACUACCAACCUACAUAUGUUGCCAAGCCUCAACCACAGACAGUCGUCGUACAACAACCGGAAGUUUGCCAUGAAUGCGAAACGACCAGCUAUCAACCAGUUUAUGUAUCGAAACCACACGCAGAAACAAAACCCGUGUAUUUCCAUAGACCUAUUUACACAGAAAAUGUGGCCAGCAGGCCUCAACCAGUGUACGUUACACAGAACCAACCACAGCCAGUCAUUAACACAGGUCAUUCAAGUGGAGGGAUUAUGUUGGGAGUUUUGACGAGCGGUAGCUCUUCCGGUGGAAUCGGCGGAGGAAUACAUACGAGUUUUGCCGGCAGCGCCCAAAAUGGAGGCGGGUACUACUCUAGUGGUAACGGAGGAGGAUGGUCUGGAGCUGUAACCAACUACGGUGGUUCCCGCUAUCGUGGCUAGACUAUCGGACGGACAUAUUAACAAUAAAACAUUUUUAUAUAAAA